This is a messenger RNA of Galleria mellonella (greater wax moth), 3173 nucleotides long. Its product is annotated as diacylglycerol kinase theta. Bases 115 to 3033 code for a protein of 972 amino acids. Gene Ontology annotation, molecular function: ATP-dependent diacylglycerol kinase activity. Gene Ontology annotation, biological process: diacylglycerol metabolic process; intracellular signal transduction; lipid phosphorylation. Lineage: Eukaryota; Metazoa; Arthropoda; Insecta; Lepidoptera; Pyralidae. The record is from RefSeq and is a predicted model, not a curated record. The transcript has 21 exons.
GGGCGGCAGACGCGCCGCGAUGGUGGGCCGCGACAGCCGCUCGGAGAGCGCGGCGCGCCCCUGGGCGCCGCGGCAUGAGUAGCGCGCCAGCCCGGCCCGGCCCGCGCGCCCGCCAUGGCGCAGGCCGCGCCCGCGCCCCAUCGCACCCACUCCUUCGCGAAGAAGACCUUCCACAAGCCCACGUACUGCCACCACUGCUCCGAUCUGCUGUGGGGCCUCAUCGGGCAGGGCUACGGCUGCGAAGUGUGCAACUUCAUAGUGCACGAGCGAUGCGUGGGGCAAGUGGUGACGCCGUGCUGCGGGGUGGCGCCGAGCCUUAUCAAGAACCCAGUGGCUCACUGCUGGUCAGAGCCGGCACACCACAAACGGAAGUUCUGCACGGUGUGCCGGAAGCGGCUCGAUGAACUACCAGCCUUACAUUGCAUGAUAUGCGAGUACUAUGUGCACGGCGAGUGCGUGGACUUUGCCGCGGCGGACUGCAAGGAGAACGCGACGUACUGCGCGGGCAGCGAGCCGCGGCACGUCCACCACUGGCGCGAGGGCAACCUGCCGGCUAAUUCCAAAUGUGCCGCGUGCCGCCGCGCCUGCUGGUCCACCGAGUGCCUCACUGGCUACCGCUGCGAGUGGUGCGGCAGCACGUGUCACGCCGGCUGCCGUGCACUUAUCCCGGAAGAAUGCAACUUCGGCAUGCUACAGCCGAUCUUCCUACCUCCGUCGGCGGUGUCGAUCCCGCGCACGGAGGUGCCCAUGGAGGCCAUCAUCGGCGUCCAUGUGCGGCCCCCGCCCUCGCAGCGGGACUUCGGCUGCCCGCGGGAGCAGCGGGCGGCGGGCGGGUGGGCUCCGGCGCGGCUGGUGACGCUGGCGCGGCGCCUGCUGCCGGCCGCCUGCAGCCCGCACGGCGGCGCCUCGCCGCCCUACUCCAGAGCACGAAGCGUGAGCGAGGAGUUCAGCUCUGGGUGCGAGGGCCGAUCAGGUUCGGGCGGGGGCUCCACCGGGGCGCCCGCCGACCAAGACCAUAGACCUGACCACAAACAACAUAGAGAUCGGACACCGGAUGACAGAGAUGAAGAAGUAGUAAAAGUGUAUGACGGCGAGGCGGCGUGGAGCCGUCGGCUGUACCGGCCAGUAGUGGUGGGCCGUUCCCAUUUGUACUGUUACAACGUCCGCGCGUUCCAUGUUGCCCAGAAUCCGUUCGAGCUGACGGACGCGCUCGCCGGCGACGAGCCGCCACUUCGGGACCCCACGCCUCUCGCUAGGGUCACACGCUUGCCCAACAAGCGGCCCGCACUCUUCUUGCGGUUUAAAGAGCCAGAAUCCGGCGGCGGCGAGGUGCGCGUAUUUCCUGGGCGCGUGGCAGGUGCGGGCGAGACGUUUGUGACGGUGACGUGCUGCUCCAUACACUUUCAUUACUUUUUCAACUUCUUGGCUAAGGUACGACAAACUUUUAACCUACGACCAUACAGGACCUAUAUGAUGAUUUUAACCGUUGUGGCAGUGUCGGAGCGUGUGCUGGAAGAGGAGGAGCGGCCGUGGCGCAUCCUUGUGCGGCUGGCGCGCGAGUCUGUCCGGCGCAUGGAACUGGCGCGGUUCUAUCUGCAGCCGCGCCGCGACCCCCACGGGCCCACGCUCGCGCUGUUCGUCGCCUCACUACCACCCGGCCUGUCGCAGCGCAAUUACGAGAACAUGCUCGUGGAAUUCCUUGGCGCUGAGAACAAGUUCAAGUCCAUCGGGCCGAUCUACUAUGAAUACGGUUCAAUGGUGAUUACGUAUGAGGACGCCAGUAAGGCGGUGCGCGCGCUCUACGCGCUCAGAGAGGCCAAAUAUGAAGAUAAGCAUUUAUUAGUGAUGCUGCUUCCCAGCAUCGAACCCUCCAUGGUGCCAGCGGGCGUGAAGCCAUUGCUGGUAUUCGUGAACGUCAAGUCCGGCGGCUGCCAGGGGCUGGAACUCAUCUCCUCCUUCCGGAAACUCCUCAACCCCUACCAAGUGUUCGAUCUCGAGAACGGAGGACCGCUGCCCGGGCUGUACGUGUUUCGCCACAUUCCCAACUACAAGAUCCUGGUGUGCGGCGGGGACGGCACCAUCGGCUGGGUGCUGCAAUGCCUCGACAAUGUCGGCCAGGACUCGCAGUGCUCCAACCCGCCCUGCGCCAUUGUACCCCUCGGCACUGGUAACGACCUGGCACGGGUGCUCCGCUGGGGCUCCGGAUACACGGGCACCGAGGACCCGCUGUCGCUGCUGCGCGACGUCAUCGACGCAGAGGAGAUCCGCCUCGACCGCUGGACGGUCGUCUUCCACCCCGAGGAUAAGCAGGAUGAGCCAAAAGAGCUCUCCAAGCAAUUGCCAGCGUCUGUGAGUACAGGGUCGCAGAGCGAAGAUAACUCUCAGAUCCUCGUGAUGAACAACUACUUCGGUAUCGGCAUCGACGCCGAUCUCUGCCUCGACUUCCACAACGCGAGGGAGGAGAACCCUAACAAAUUCAAUAGCAGAUUGCGCAACAAGGGUGUGUACGUUAAGAUGGGUCUCCGAAAAAUGGUGGGCCGCAAAAUGUGCAAGGAUCUCCACAAGGCAGUGAAGUUGGAAGUGGACGGCAAGCCGGUCGAACUGCCUGCCGUCGAGGGCAUUAUCAUACUCAACAUACUAAGCUGGGGCUCCGGCGCGAACCCAUGGGGUCCUGAGAAGGACGACCAAUUCAACAAGCCGAACCACUGGGACGGAAUGCUGGAAGUAGUGGGCGUGACUGGCGUGGUGCACCUCGGCCAAAUACAGUCGGGGCUGCGCGGCGCCAUGCGAAUAGCUCAGGGUGGGCACAUCAAGAUAAACCUGAAGAGCGAGAUCCCAGUACAAGUGGACGGCGAGCCGUGGGUAGCGGCGCCCAGCGAAGUAGUAGUCCUCAAGUCUGCACUCAAGGCCACCAUGCUGAAGAAGCGCGGCAAGGUCCGGCGCCGGGACACCGAGCCGAGCCUGCCGCGCGCGCCGCCGCCGCCGCCGCCGCCGCCGCCGCCGCCGCCGCCGCCGCCGCCGCCCGACUCCUGAAUCUGGCUCAGCGAGCGCCUCAUCUAGCGCCCGCGCCCGCCUCGGGCUCAAGGCCGGCGCGCGCGCACGGCGCUCGCUGGGAUCCCGCGACGAGCCCGGACCGCCGCGGCCCGGGCCCCAUCGUCCCACCACGCGCACUA